ACAUCGCUCGGUCCGUUAUCUUCACAGAGGGCUCUCACCAGCGGGCGGAGUCGCUGUGUCACCCUCAUUAACUCGUUUAGUGAUGUAAAAUGAAGAAACUGACUUAAAACGAGAAGCUCGGAUGCGAUUAAUGCCGUUUUAGAGACGUGACAUCUUGUGUUUGUGCUCGAAGAGCUGGAUGUAACAUGUCAUGUCGGCGCGAGCGCGAUAGUCCUACUCGCGAAGCGUGAAGGUGUCGCGAGACGACGAUGAAUGUCCUCCGUGUGCUGUGAUGAACCGUGGACCGAGAUCGACUGUAAUCGUCUUUGAGAAAAUACCGUGGAUCUAAGAAGGACAUCGAUAUUUGUCUCUUGGGUUCAGCUCUAUGAGUGCUCAUCCAUACGCUGACUGAUUCUAAGACUUUUCAUUACAUAAACUACUCGCCAUAGAUGUUUCAAAGCUUUAAAGAUGUAAUUCUGAUCAGAUUUAGGGAAUCCGUACUUUGACAGAGAAAUUUCAAUAAAACCUAUAUUCAUAUAAUAGGCCUUUGACACCUGUGACGCCCAAUAAGACCCUGCAUUCUGCAUUUGACCCCUCCUGAGAUGCUGGACUCAAAAACCAAGGAGCUGUGCCGUAUCUGCGCCCGGGAGCUGUAUGGUAACCAGCGGCGAUGGAUCUUCCACCCGGCGGCCAAGCUGAGCCUGCAGGUUCUGCUGUCUCAUGCUCUGGGCAAGGAGCUGACCCGGGACGGGCGCGGAGAGUUCGCUUGUAGCAAGUGCGCCUUCAUGCUGGACCGCAUGUACCGCUUCGACACUGUGAUUGCCCGUGUAGAGGCACUUUCCAUCGAGCGCAUGCAGAAACUCCUACUGGAGAAAGAACGGCUUCGGCAGUGCAUCGGGGGACUCUACCGCAAGAACAACGCUGAUGACUUUGGUGCCGGAUUGGCCGGUGACACCGCAGAGGCCUCGGUUGUAGAUAUAUCUGGCUUAUCUGAUUCUAAGUACAGCUCACUCAUAGAAGACGAUCUGAUGUACUCUGUGUAUGAAUCCUGGGCUGAGCAUGAAGCUUUGGCUCACCACCAGCAGGCCAUACAUCACCACCACCAGUGCCAUGCUGGGUCAGAAUCCAGCUCAGCACAGCGUUCCAGGAAGUGCAGGGGAUGUGCCGCGUUGCGGGUGGCCGACUCUGACUAUGAAGCUGUCUGCAAGGUGCCCAGGAAGGUGGGCAGAAGCACCUCGUGUGGGCCCUCAACUCGAUAUUCUGCCAGCGUUCUGGGCAGCACAGAGGUAGCUUGCCCUGAUCCAGCCCCGAUGCUUCUAGAGCCAGAUACUCAGUCAUCAAGCCUGACCGAGGUCACCGAAAGUGCACAAGCCUGUGAGGCAGAGCACAGCAGUAUCAGCCCAGCAACAUCUGUGGAGUCACUGGACACUGCGGUUGACGUGAGUCAGCCUUGCCCGGCGGUCCAUGCGGAACUUGUGCAGGGGGAUAUGGACGAAGAGAAGGUCAUGAUCCAAAGGCCUGAGAAAGAGCAGAGUGUCAGAACUGGCUGUGGAGGUGGACUAGAGCUAGCUCUCAGCCUAGUCAAGAGUUUUGAGUGUCGUCCAGUCCAGGUCCCACGAGGCAGCCGGCUGCCCGUGCCUGUCAAGCCUUUCGCCACUCUCCCAGAGAGACCUCUCUCUUUGCUCCAGGUUCCUCAAGCAGGAACAGAUUGUACUUUCUCCCCUCAAACCAUUGACAUGGUUUCUUCCAGCAUCCAGCAGGAACUGCAGCUGGAGCUGUCUGAAAUGGAGGAGCUUUGGCUGGAUGAUUAUGUGCAGUGUAGGCCUCUGGGCGUCCAGAAGAAGCUCAUUGGUGAGCAGCAGGCUCAGCUGGUGCAGUAUGAAAGUGCAGCGGGUGAGUGUGUGAGUGAGCUGCAGAAGGCCCAGCUUCAGGUCCAGUCCCUCCAAACUAAGAUCAGAGAGAGCGAAGUCAGCAACAAGAAGCUACAGCAGAGACUUAAGGAGAUGGAAUGUGAACUGCGCUCUGUCCGAGAGGCAGCCCACGGACAGGAGAGAACAAUUCAGACCCUGAGUGACUCUCUUAACACCAAAGACAUCGAGGUGGCUGAUCUCCAGCAGCUCAUUGAGGAGCAGAAGGAGCUUUUAUGCUCUAGGCAGCAGCAGAACCAGCAACACCAACUGCAGCAGCUACAUAUGUCUGGGGCAGCUCCAGGCCAGCUGCAGGCUGAGCUUCUAGAACUCCAGGCUUCUCAGUUCUCAUCUGAGCUGGAACUGCAGCACAUCCAGAAAAGCCAACGCCAGGCUCAGAGGAGAGAGGAUGACCUGACUCGCUCAAACCAGCGUCUCCUCACUGACCUCCAGGGUGCACUGCAUCAACACCAGGAGACUGAGAAACACAACCAGGAACUUCUUGCUGCCCUUCAAAAAGCACGCUCUGACCUGGAGCAGAUGGAGGAGAAGUGGAAAGAGGGAGUGAGGGAAAAGGAGAGGGAGGUGGAAGAAUGUGAGAGGAGCAUAAGAAAAUUGAGGAGCUCUCUGCAGCACAAAGAACAUCUGCUACAGGACUACAGCGAGUUGCUGGAUGGGCAGAAAGAAACUGGUGGGAACAGAGACAUCCUCAUUCACAAACUCAAGCAACGUAUUCAGGAGAGAGACCGAGCACUUGAGCAUUCUGUAGAUGAGAGGUUUGUGUGUGUGGAGCAGAAAGAGGAUGAAAUACACAAACUGCAGCUGCUUCUCCGAGAGAAACAGAGAGACAUGGAGAAACUGCGCUGCGUGCUGUCCAGCAAUGAAGAGACCAUUACGAGUCUGGAGGCGCUGCUCCGCGGUAAGGCUCUAGAGCUGGAGCAGGUGAAUGAGGCCUGGAGAUGCAGCAAGCAGGAUCAGCAUGAAAGCGAAGAGACACACACCCGCAGUCUGAGAGAGAGAGACACACUGAUCACCCAGCUCCAGGCUGCCCUUCACACAUGCACCAAAGAGGCUGAGGAGAUGACAGCAGCCCUGCUCAGUAAGUUGCCUCUGGGCUCCACUGAAGUCAUGGAGGAGCUCAGGAGGCAGCUGCAACUGAAGGAGCGACUGUUUCAAGGGCUGCUGGCGGACUGCAGCUGGCAGGCCCAGGAGCACCAUGCACAUGUCCAGGAGUUGCUCGGCAUAAUCAACGCCAGGGACCAGUACAUCAAGGAUUCCUCAGAGCGUAUGGGUCAGAUGAUGUCUGAGCAGGUGGCCCGGCUGCAGGAGCUGCGCAGACAAGUGUUGUCAGCAGGAAAUGCAUCACAGAGUACAUCAAACCACACAGUGGACACUCAGAGCCUUCAGGAAGAGCUCCGACUGGUUCUUGCCAGAGAGAAGGAUGCCCAGAGUGAGAUGUCUGCUCUACGCUCCUCCUUGGCCAUCAACCAGAACCAAAUCCAGACUCAAGCUUCUGAAAUGGAGGCUUUGAACCGAACCAUAUGCAUCAAAGACGAGAUCAUCAAGGAUCUGCAGAUGCAGCUGGUGGAGUCCUCUGAUCUCCCGCUGGUGGAGAAACUGACUCAGGAACUGCAGGAGCUCAGAGAGAGAGAUUUACUUCAGGAGCCCUCCUGUCCCAACCAUAAGGGUAACAUGGACCUUCUGGCAUCAAUGGAGACUGAGCCUACAGCCACAUCUCAGGCUGAUACUGGAGACUUCACUACAGAGGAGGAGGAAGAAGACUGUAACAGUGAGUUUGCUGACAGCACUGAGGAAGAUGAGAACUGCAGACUAACAGCUCAGGCUUUGGCUGUUAUGCAGGCUUAUGAGCAGCACGUAGGACCUGCGGCCAGGCCGCUAUCCCAGGAUGCUGCUGUGAUGGAGGGUCAGGGUCUGGCAGAGGUGAAGCUACUGGUGGAGCAGAAGAGGGCAGUGGAGCGAGAACUGUGGGAGCUUAAGGCUCAGCUGGAGAAAGCUGGUUUCUCUUCUUUCUCUCAGAUGAGGAAAGCACUAUUCAGCCUGCGCUCUGAGAAUGAGGAGCUCAGGAGCUUGGCGAGAGAGAGAGAGUCUGAGGAAAGUGGACGUGGAGCCUCAGGGGAGGGUGAAAGACAACUUGAGAAACCUAGUGAAGAACCUUCAGAUCCCACAGGAAAAGCCUGCACCCCUCGUGCUCAAGUCCUUAAGGGUGAUAAAAAACCCUCCAGGCCACUCUCUCUGGACCUGCAACCACUGCUCUCCCACUCUUUACAGGUAGAGAGUGUAUCUGGAGAAGUCCCACUGAGUUCAGUGGAAGCUGGACUGAGUGGGUGUACGGUGCGUCUGAAGUUGGACCUGGAGCAGAUGCAGCAAGAGAGCCGUGACCUGCAGGAGAGGCUGAUGGUGUCAGAGGCCACAGUGCAGGCCCAGGCUGAGCAGCUUAAAGACUACAGGGAACUGCUCACAGAGACGUCGGUGCAGCAGGACAGUAAGCAGGUACAGGUGGACCUGCAGGAUCUGGGCUAUGAGACAUGCGGCCGCAGUGAGAAUGAGGCAGAGAGAGACGACACCAGUAGCCCAGAAUUUGACGAUCUGGAGCUGUGCACCUCUCUUUCCUACCGGGACGGUGCCUCCCAAUGGUGGUCUGGAGCGGCUUCUACGGGUCGAGCAGAAGGCGAUGUGGUGUUUCUUCAGCAGUUGGUGGAGGAUCUUCGGGGGCAGCUGUCCCGCUCGCAGGCGCAGGUGCGCAGCCUGCAGACUCGCACUGGGGACGCCACACCCACAUCAACGCCCCGAAAAGUCAACUGGGGUUUGGAGAGCGGGGCUGAGGAGGACGAGGGCUGGCAGUCAUCAGACGGCUGCGGUUCGCUGCCCCGCCGUCCCCGACCUGACACGGAGCUGCAGGAGCUGGUGGCUCGUGUGUCCUCUCUGGAGGAGCAGCUGAGGAAAGGCAAAGGGCAAACGGAGGAAGCCAAAAGCAGUACUUGGCCUGGUAAGUUUGAUGCACUGAUCCAGGCUCAGGCACGGGAGCUGUCUCACCUGCGGCAGCGGAUGCGAGAGGGCCGAGGGGUGUGCCACAUUCUGACCCAGCACCUGGGGGACACAACUAAGACCUUUGAAGAGCUGCUGCGGGCAAACGACAUCGACUACUACAUGGGCCAGAGCUUUAGAGAGCAACUCACUCAGAGUUCCUCACUGGCCCAGAGAGUGGCAGCCAAGAUCAGCAGCCGAGAUCACUCUGAACUCCCAGAAGACAAGACAGGUCAUGAACUGCUUGCAAUCCGGUUGAGUAAAGAGCUCCAGCAGAAGGACAAGCUGAUAGAGUCACUGCGCUCCAAACUGGACCAGCAGCAGUCCCGCCCAGAUACACCUACCAGCAGUCACGCUCUCUCAGAGGCCACUGACCAAUCAGAGCACACGUCCUUCAUUUCUGAUGAACAGGGCUCCACCAAUGAGGAUCUGGAGUUGUGCUCAGAACUGGAUGCUGCUAGCGAGUUCGGCCAAGUGGAGGCAUCCGAGAGGAGCACUGCUGGCUCUCACUGUAAGCAGGGCCCUGCUCCAUCUCAUACAGCCAUCUCAUCAUCCCUCACUUCUUCACAUGGCCACCAGUCCACCAACAGCUGUCCCAGCAUGCACUGCAGCCCUCAUAGGCCAGUGCACGGAGGCUUUAGUGGUGCUCAGGUCAAACCCCUGUCAAGUUAUCCGCUGGGUACAAACCUUCAGACUGACCCCAGCAGCUUCCACCGGCUGUCCCAGCAAGCCUUUCACCAGUCUCCGCUUGCCAGCCUGAAUGCCAGCCCCACUCUGAAAUCAGGAGCCGGACUCCUGGAGAGCAGUGUAUUGUGGGAUAUGACAUAUGGGUCUCAACCCAUGAGGGAUGGUGCAUAUGGUGAUGUUUCCUCAGGCUCGUCAGGGUAUCAGUCUGGUGCCAGGCACAAAGGAACAGACUUGAUGGAGGAGCACCUGAGGGAGAUUCGCAGUCUCCGUCAGCGUCUAGAAGAUUCCAUCCAUACCAACGAUCGUCUGAGACAGCAGCUGGAGGACAGACUGGCUUCUAUGGCACGAGAUGGAGGAGGUGCCCCUACAAACAUCUACAUUCAGGGACUGGAUUCGGUUAGUCAGCUCUCUAAUGAGGUUCGACUUCUGAAGGAGGACAAUCAUGCGCUCCAGAGUCAGCUUCAACAGGCCAGAAGAGACAGCAUGAAAGAGGUGGAGCAGUUGCGAGAGGCAGUCCUGUCAGGCCGUGGCCGGUUGACGCAGGCAGAGCUGGAGACGGAGAGGUGGGCAGAGCAGUGCAGGCGACUGCAGGUGCAGAUGCAAGAGCAGGCACAGGCGACUCUGCUGUUAAAGCAAGAAAGACAGAGUAUCCAGGAGAACGCAAACAGACUCCAGCAUGAGGUUAACGUUCUCCAGCAACAGCUGAGUGAGAGCAGACAGCUUGUGCAUACACUACAGUGUGAACUGCAGGGGUAUCAGAGAAUGUGUGGUCCUUCCAAAAGUCUUGGCACAGGAUCUGGGCAGAGUUUGGCUUUUGACUUGAAAGAGCCACAGUCUCACCUGUGCAUGCUGGAGCAGCAGCUGAGUGAUGGGCUAGACCCCAACCUGUCCCAUUCAUCUGUCAGGAAACAACUAUUCCAUGAUCCGUCUCCCUCUCCUCCUGUUCGAGACAUGGGACUCUUCAGUCCGGCCUCACCUGUCUCUGCUGAACCAGAUGACCUUCACCCUUCUGUUAGUGACUCAGCCAAGCCUUGCACAGGAAGCAGCAGAGAGAGUGAGGUUCUUGACGGCUCCUUCGCCUGCAAAACAGGGCGUCACAUUGUGGGCCACGUAGAUGAUUUCAUUGCACUGCAGCAGCAGCUUCUGGAGGCCAAGUUGUUCAUUCGCAAGAUGGAGGCUGCACUCCAGUCCAGCACAGAGAUCGACCUACAGGAGGGAUGUGUGAAGAACUUGCUGACUAACACUAAAACCUUGAAGCAGAUUUUAGAAGCGACUUCCUCUGUCCUCAAAAUGUUCUGGAGGGCAGCUCUCCCCAGAGCUGAUGCCAACACACAGCAGCUUCAAAAGGAGCAGUCUCUGAGAGAGGAGGUUUUCUCGCUGAGGCGCAAACUGUCUGAACAGGAACAGGCUCUAAGGGACUCUAUGGAGACUCUGAGAAGCUCCAACCGCACCAAGGACAGCAUGGAGCAGUUCAUCGUCAACCAGUUGUCCAGAACACGAGACGUGCUGAAAAAGGCUCGCACAAACCUAGAGAAGAAUGAGCUCAGGAUCUCCUCUUUAAGCUGCUCCUUUUCUCCUCCCUCUCCUCAGUCAUUCUCCUGUACUCCUCCCUGGGCUGUUAGAGGUGAGGUCCCAGCCACCGUCUGGAGCUCCUCUCGUGGUGGAAGUAUUAUGACCUGUCCUGCCCAGGGACACAACCAAGCUCUGUCUGUCCCACUGGCAACACAGUGCUUUGGCACACAGCGCCCCCUAGAUGUGUUCUGCAAUAAUGCACUCUCAGGAUUCAGCACGGCUGUGUCUCCACUGUGCUGAGAGAACUCAAAGCACCGUUAUGAGACGCCAAAAGCUUUAUGAAUGUCAGGGGCUGUUUGGCUCAGGGGUUAUAACUUCAGUUGUCGCAACUGGAUUCUGAUAUCUGAAGUCUUGGUAGCUCUUCUAGCGUGAUGUCCUAUAGUACCAUAGUCACUGUCAUUAUGUAACCUCUAAUCUCCACAGAGUACUUUAGAACCUUUUCUGUUGUUCCAUGCAUCAUAAAAUGUUCACACAAUGUAAAAGACUGCCGGUGUAAAAAACAAACAAACAAACAAACAAAAAAGGGGUUACAAGGUUUUGACAUCACAAUAUGCAUGGUCUAUAAAAGGCUGCUGACUUAUACCCGUCUGAAGGUGUAUGAAAGAAUAUACCAGCUGUAUUUGCAGAAAAGCCAUAAACAAAUAGAGCAAAGGUCCCAUUUGUCAUCAUCGCCUGUAUAUUUCAUGUCAACCUUGUUUUGCUGUUCAUAAGCAUGCAGUGCCAUUGUUGUCCAUGACGUUGGCCUAAUAUGUUACUACUUGAGUUUUAGACAUGGCAUGAAUUAGUCAAGGCAUUAGACACCAACAUCGUCCUGGUUCAAGUUCUGUUUUGAUGUUAAUGAGAAACCAGCAAUGGUGAGCGUGUGCAAUAAAACACUACUGACCUGUUACACUGUAACCAUGACAAUGAGCAAUAGUGCAAUGCUAUUAUGUAGGACUGAGAAAGAGAAAAGCAGUUGCUUCAUUUCAAACACUGUAGCCCUGUAAAGGGAAAAAAGACAAAAAGAGGAACCGCGGCACUGCCAAAGCUAGUGACCCCUCCCACAUCUCGCAGAUGAGCUGGAGGGUACGAUGUGGCAGUAUUUCACAGUCCUGGUCCUGAAGUGCAGCAGUGGCUUCCCUAACUCACCCUACAGAACUGCACAGGUACUCGAGGAUCAGGACUGCCGAUCAAUGUCAGUGGAGCUGUAUUCUACAUUUUGACCCUUUUGUAUUGUAACUGUUGGAAAAUAAUGCUAACUUUAAUGUUUGGUCCAAAAAUGGUAGUCAUGUUCUUUAUUACUAGCUGUUGUAUUAUUGGUGCUUUUUGGUAAUGGACCACCUUUUUGUUUCUUUAUUUUCUUUCCUUUUUGACCCAACCCCUGUAAAUUUAUUUAAAUAGAGCACAAAUGUGUGUACCUACAUACUAGAUUUGCUACUCGACAAUCGGACAAAUUUGUUGGUCGCAACACUGUAGAACGCAGGUCUGUUUUACUUUCUCCAGCUGUUCAGUGUUUCGUUAAGCAUGCAUUAGACUUCAGGUAUUGCUUUGACAUGUACCUGUCAUGUGCCAUGUUAUUCGCUUAGUACAUCUGACUCGCUGAAAGGCUAAAUCCAAAAUAAUUCCUGCAUGACUUUAGUACGCUGCACAGGCAGGAGCUGAGAGCUUUACAUUCUAACAAACUGUAACUUUACAUAGAGCAAAUGUAUAGGAUUCAGCUUAAGUUCUAGUUUUCAGCUCUGAAAACUUCGCUACACUCAAACAGCAAGAAGCUACUGCCAGCUCUAGCCAUCCUGGAUCUAGAAUCCCCCUUGACAAUCAUGAUUUUAUGAACAUUUGAAAUCCUUUUUAAGCAAAAAUAAAAGCUACUAAACAGACCAAAGCGUAAGACAAAUCAAGUGCACAGUUACGAUACUCAAGCACUUCAUCAAAUCACGAGUGAGCAAUAUUGUUACAAGGUCCACAAAAAAAAUAGUUUUUUCAUUAACAGUAUUAAUGUGGAACGCAAGGAGAAAGAGUUGAUAGUUUUCGUUUGUGUGCUGUUACUGUUAUUCAGAGUUCAGACUGUCUAUGCAUGUGAGCUGUGGGAAAAUGGAUGUGUGUAGAGGGAACGGGGGGCUAUUUUAAUAAAAAGGGAAGUUGACAAGUA
Molecule: messenger RNA, 9318 nt
Organism: Pygocentrus nattereri (red-bellied piranha)
Lineage: Eukaryota; Metazoa; Chordata; Actinopteri; Characiformes; Serrasalmidae
Gene: pde4dip
Product: phosphodiesterase 4D interacting protein
Exons: 36
Coding region: 582-7430 (2282 amino acids)
Cellular component (GO): nucleus; microtubule organizing center
Molecular function (GO): zinc ion binding
Source: RefSeq, a predicted model, not a curated record